UCCCCUCUAGCAUUGGAAUUUCCGAAGAUCCUUUCUUUGUGUUCAUAAGAGAUACGUACUAUCAAAACUUAAAUUUUCUAACCUCAGAUUUAGGCAUUGAAUUGAUAGAUCAGUCAAUCAGUCAGGACAAGUAUUUUUAUAUUUAUGCACUUAUAGAUUUUUAAUAAAAAAACGGGUUUUCUAGGUUCUCAUCUAUAAAUAAAUUUUAGUAGGCCUCAUCAUAGUUAAUAUUGUUGGCUGCCUUCAGUAGCAUAGAAGCUGACCACAUAUUUACGACUCCGACAUACUUCGACUCUGACUCACUUCGAGAAAGUGCACUCAGCUGAUAAAUACGUAACAAAUUACUAUUUUACACGCUUUAAUAGUAAUAUGAUACAGAGUUUAGUUUCUUCAUCCUUGUUGAAGUGUUGACCCAUAUCAAACAUGACGUUAGGUCAUUUGUCAAUCUGUUUAUUUAAUAAAUAGCUCCUUUACAUUUUUUCUAAUAUGAGUCAUUGUGUAACAUCGUCAGUAGGUACGUGUUUUAUAAUUUAUUGUAUUUAAGUUGAAAGAGGAACCUAUCUAAGUAUCUAUGCGUUGAAUCAUGUUUUGAAAAACCCUUGAAGUUAUAAUUAUGUCGUUGCGGCUAUAUUUUGAUUUAUUAAUUUUAAGUAAGUCAACUAAAGAUAGCUUACUUGAAAAUAUAUAUCUUGAACUAUGCUUCAAUCACAAGUAAAGGAAAAAAACUAACAGUUCGCAAAUCCCUAACAGAUUUUUAGAAACGUAUUACAAUACGUAAGUAUCGUAAGCACGCACGUGUUCCGGAAUAAAAAGCUCUAUUAAAACUUUAUGGCUGAGCUUUGUGUUUCUAGUUUUUCUUAUCGCUCUAAAAACAUAAACAAAGUGCAUCAUAUCGACGGAGAAGCAAAAUGUUUACAUACACACGUUAGAAAGAGAUGCAAUUGAGCCCACGUGAGGGACAUCAACAAUAGAUUACAAAAAGUAAGCCUACCUGGAAGGUAAAGGCGCUCGGUUUUUCCGCCCCCGCGCCGCUGCCUCCAGUUCAAGUCAAGUCAGUCUCAUAGAAAGCCUUCUCGUAGGCGAGCGUAUCGGGCCCUCUGUGUCUUAACUUUUAACCGAUAGUUUACAGUUGAAGUAACUUCAUUAGCGGUGAUUUUCAUCGGUGUCUGAGUGGUUUCCUAUCGUAGACAGUGACGCAAUUCGGCAGUUGUUAAUUGCUUCCCGUUUAACCACCUGCCGCUCUACCCGUUCGCGGCCGGUGUCUUCCCGCCGAAAACACCUUUAUAGCUAAAUAGGUGCGAGUAAUAAAACUUUUCUAAGCAUACUUGAACGUAACUUGCGAGUGGAGUGGAAUCCAAAUGUUAAGUCGAUUGGACGUGUGCAGUUUACUUAUUGCCUUAUACGAAGUUGUCGCGGACUGCGAUUGAUAGAGAUAUGUAUAUUUAGCGCGCGGCCAUUGUCUUCGAUCACGACUGGUAUGGAGAUUGAAUCUAAAUGAGGGAUCGAAUUCAAUUAAUUCGCUGACUGACGAUCGUGUUCGUGUUCAGUGCGAGCUAUGCGGACUAGUCGGUGAAAUGAUCAAGUUUCGGUACAAGCGUAAGGAAACGAACGAUGGAGGGAAAGGCGGGACGGCGAUACAGAAGCAGAAGAUCGAAGUUUUGAAGGACAGGGAGCUGCUGCCUCCUAAGGAUUUGAUAGGCGGUUCGCUCGCCGGCGUGCGCCACAACACGCUUCCGCGCUCGCGUCCGCCCUACGCUGCAAGACGAGACCCACCCGAAUCACUUCUAAGUCAAACCACUUUGUCUCUUUUCAAAGAGUUAUUCGCCCAGCUGCAAUGGUCUGCAGAACGAGCGCCAGCGGCCGACAGUCUUCGAAGGGCGUUAGGCGGUGGAGGAGCUCGCUUCCAACUCGGCUGCAUGGCCGACGCGAGCGAAUGUUUCGAGCACCUUCUUCUACGUGUCCAUGCUCACGUGGCCGCCGGCAGCGGGGACAAGCGAGACGAUGACGCUUGCAGGGCACCACAUUGCGUGCCCCAUAGGAAGUUUGCGAUGAUGCUGGUGGAGCAGUCCGUUUGCGGUGCCUGUCAAGCUACUUCGGAACCUCUGCCUUUUACUCAGAUGGUUCACUACGUGUCUGCAACUGCUCUCACCGCGCAGGCAGCUCUUGGCGAACAUGGCGACAGCUUCGGCCUGCUACUGAAAAAGGCUGGAGGCAUGGGCGAUAUACGAGAAUGCCCUAACGCCUGCGGAGCCAAAAUACAAAUCUGCAGAACAUUGAUGAAUCGUCCUGAAGUUGUAUCUAUUGGAAUGGUUUGGGAUUCCGAGAGGCCAGCUGCCGAACAUGUAGCAGCGGUUUACGCAGCAUUGGGUACUGAAUUACGACCCACGGACGCAUUCCACGCAUGCGUUGACAGAGCUUGGGCUGCUCGCGCCACCCAUCAACUCGUUGGUCUUGUCACAUAUUACGGCAAACACUACUCGACUUUCUUCUUCCAUAGUAAGCUAAGGUUAUGGAUUUACUUCGACGAUGCUGACGUCAAAGAAAUCGGACCAGAGUGGUCACAAGUCGUUGAGAAGUGCAAAAGAGGUAGAUUUCAACCUCUCUUACUUUUGUACGCCGCAGUAGAUGGAACGCCUUGUGAUACACGACACGCUCCAAAAGAUGUCGUGCCAUUCCCCGCACCCGAGCCGCGAAGAGCCGUCACCCCCGCUCCUGAACGACCGAUGGCCGGUUACGCCAGGAGAGCUGUCACUCCGGGCCCGGAUAAUGAUAGCGAUUAUGUGAGCAGAAAAACUGUCGAGAACAUGCUCGAUGCUCAAGCCAGUCGACGGGCACAGUUAGCAAGAAGUCUGAGCACGAGCUCCGCUUCUGAUACACAGGAGAGACCUAGAGCACGCAGAGAUUCGGGCAACUGGAGUGGAGAUAGAAACAGUGCAUCGUCUGCUUCCUCUUCGACAGUUGAAAGUCCAUACAUGUAUCCGAGAGGACGAGGGCCUGGUAGCAUUCCGAGUAGUCCGACUAGAAAGGGAGAAUUAUCUAGCGGUGGUUCAUGUGACGCUGGUUAUGAUUCUUAUUCCUUAUCGUCAACCGACAGUCUUCCCCUUCAGCAAGGGUUAAGACAUAAUUUACAACUUGCUCAGAUUCCGGAGCUGACCACUCGAGGGGAUUGUGAAGCACUUUGUCUAGAAGCAGAUAGGUUGUUAGAGAAAUCACGUCAUGCUGAAGAUGCAGCUGAUUACGAAACCGCUCUUGUACUUUGCGAUGCUGCAGCGGCUAAAGCUCGCGCAGCAAUGGACGCACCUUAUAACAAUCCGCAUACGAUGACAUUUGCUCGAAUGAAACACAAUACUUGUGUGAUGCGGGCUCGUAGCCUCCAACGACGUAUGGCUGGUAUGAAUAGGGUCACGGAAAUUCCACAAUCAGCGGCAGUGAGAAACACUAAAUGCGGCCUCGAAAGUUCACCUACAACUAUCGAAAUUUACGCAACGUUGCCGAAAAAGAAGGGUUCAACUAAAAAAUCACCUAAAAAUAUAGACGAUGAUAUAGACAAUCCUCCUAGAGAACGUCCACCACGACAUAAAUCUCGAGAUGAAGAUAAAGUAAGAGAAAAACGUUCAAGGAGCGAAGACCGCAGUCGCGCUCGAAAAGAAGUAUCCGUAGCUCCUGAGAAAAAGGAAGAGCCAGCCGAAGACAAGAAGGCAAACAAAAAGCAGCAUAAAAUUCGCAGAAAACUGUUAAUGGGUGGAUUAAUUAGAAGAAAAAACCGUUCCAUGCCGGAUUUGACGGAAGGAGCCGACGCUAACAAUGACACUAAAAAUAAAGAAGUACGCGUAUCUUCUGUAGAUGAUGCAGAUGUAGGAAGAAGAAAAGCUGAGGACAAAAGUAAUUUGAGUGGUUAUUUGUCUGAGGGACAUUUAGAAUAUUCAGCGGCGAGUGGUACAAAUCCUAAUUUAGAGAGGAGCAAAUUAAUGAGAAAAAGUUUUCAUGGAAGCGCUGGUAAAAUACUAACUGCGGCAAAAGUACCUCCACCGCCACCACUGCGAACGACUUCUCAGCUUAGCGGGACUAAGUUUGAAUCAGAAGUAAUAGAGCACGGCAUCCAAUCACGGCCACCACAACCUUUACCACCUUCUACUCAAGGCGAAUAUUCUUAUACUCAAGAUAACGAAGAAGAUGGUGGGUUCUCUGAACAAUAUGGUGAAGAACAUCAAUCACUGCCGUUUCUUCCAUCUUAUGAUGACAAUUCAAUGAAUCACUACAACAAUAGACUAGACGAUUCACCAGAUACAUCCCAAAAUUUCCAUACAGUUGUAACUAAAGCUAUGAUCCAUCAAGAACAGAGCCCUGUUAAAAGAGAUACCAUGCCUAACAUACUACCAACUCAGCAAAAUAUCCAAAAUCUAUCUCACGUAUUUGAUAACGGCGUGGAUGUUGUCGAUUGCGCAAUGCCGAAUAGGAGAUCUCCGCCAAUGUUCGAACUACCACCGUAUCCCAGUCCAAUGAAUUCUGUCAACCACUCAAGACAACCAAGUGAAGAGUUUCCUCCACCUCCACCACCAAUAGUUAUAGCACAGCAAAACUUAGUGCAAUUACAGGAUGAACUUCUUAAAUUACAACUACGUAAUAAUAAUGUCGAUGCUAUUAAUUAUGCCAGGUACAACGAUAAUGAUAGAGAUAUACAAAAAGAUUCACUUCUGGCUCAGUUACAAGAAAAAAGAAAUGAAAUUCUUAGAAAUGAAGAAUGUAUCACAAAGCUUAAUCAAUUAGAAACUAUCGGCACACCUGGAGAUAAUUGGCUUAGAGAAUUACAAGCAAAACAAGCGGCUUUAAGAUUAAAACGGUCUGGUUCUCUCGAUUGCCAACUCUCGAAUAGCAACGAAAACACAACACAAACCUUUGAAAAUAAUAACAACGUCAGGAACAUUGCUUCAAGAUUUGAACACAAUACGCAAAGUGCAUCUAAUGAGGGGGAGCGAACUCAUGUCGGCUACGUCGGUAUCGGUGGAAGCCGUGAUGUCAUUAAUUGUUCCAAUCAGACAAAUAGUAGGAUGUACGGGAGACGUGCUUCAUCGUCAUCUAUUGACCCGAAGUAUCCCGAAGACGAAGACCAAAAGAACGUAAAUGAUACAAUUUAUGGUGACCGAACGAAACCUAAGAAAAAGACAGUUUCUUUUUGUGACCAAGUUAUAUUAGUUGCAACUGCAGAAGAUCAAGAAGAUGAUAGUUAUAUACCCAAUCCGAUUUUAGAAAGAGUGUUAAAGUCUGCAAUGAACAAACCAGAACUUACAACAAUUCCCCUACAAACAGAUAAAUCUUCCCUUCAAAGAACGGAAUCAUUCGAUAGUCAAUCUUCGAGAUCUACGAUAUCAACGUUAUCUCAAGCAUCCUACGCACCCAAUGAUAGCGGCCACGCCGAUUAUUAUAGAGUACAGAAUUCUUACCCCACGUAUGAAAUUGCUCAAACACGGCCACAACAACAAUUUAAUCCUCAGAAAAGUACGUCUGUACAUGGUACUAAUUCACCAGUGCUAUCGAACCCGAACCCAAAUUUAUCGAACAAUAACCAGAUUUAUCAAGCUCUUCCGGCUAGUUCUCAACAGAAUACAAGUAACCCGAUACCUUAUAAUCAACCGCCAUCUGCAUAUUCCAAUCAAAGCAGCACCAGCCCACCGAACUUUAGCCAAAAUCCUGCAAACAGACUGACACCUACGCCGCACAACGCUCCCUAUAUGACUAAACAUGUUCCAAACAUUCAAAGACCUAUGCCGAAUUCUUACCCGCAUCCCACUAACCAAGUACACCAAACACAAAACAACAAUUAUUAUCACCUAAGACCUUCGCAGACUUCUGCACCUUAUCCUGGCUACUACAACCCACCGACCAGUUACGCUAACUCAGAUUACUCUAGUCGAUACCCCCAAGUGAAUAGUACAAAUCAUUAUAAUAAUAACCAUUCGGUUUACCAACGAGUUCCACCGCCCCACGGGGACGUGCCCGUCGAGAACUAUAAUAACAAUAACUACCAGAAGAUUCCUAAUAACUAUUACCUCGACAACAACGCGAACAACCAAAGUCGCAUCAGUGAUGCAAGGCACUACACAAAUUCUCAACAGCGCACCCCAAUGUACAACCAAUCUUCGGAUAACGGUCCAAGUGUUGAGCAAUAUCAGUAUUCCCAAAAUGGUUAUAACCCAUAUCAACACUUGCCGCCACCGAAACAGAUGCAGAAGAAAUCGGUGUCCUUCGAACCGGGGACAAAGGGAGGGACGGACUCCCCUGUGCCGCCCCAGAUGACUGGAAACUAUGCGAGCGACACUCAGGCAACGUCAUUGAUGUCUGGCCAGAAACCGCCUUGCAAUUUGUGUCGUAAAAAAACCGUCAACCCGCCGGCGAUAUACUGCCCAGAUUGCGAUUAUUACAUGUCAAGGUUCAAACCCCGCUCAUAGCAUUCAUGACUAUGACGAAAUACGAAUAAAUCCUACCGAUUGAAAAGAUUUUAUAAAUAGAUAGGUAGUUAGUUGUUAUUUAAUAAAAUGUAAACAGCGAAUGUAAAUUAUGCUAAUGAAUUUAAUGAGAGAUAGGUAAGAGUAUUUGAUAAGGUACAAUAAAUUGAUAAGAAUACAAUAUUCAAUGAAGUGAAUACGACUGAUCUCAAUUAAGCCUUUUAAAGAUUAUUCCCUUCUUUAAAUUACCUAAUUAUUCAUAAGUAUUUUUUUCCUGCCUGUUCUAUAGAACCAAGUAUAUUAAUUUGUACCUAGAUAAGCUAUUUUUGUAUGCAACAUUUUAAAUACAUUUUGUUACUCUAAAAUUUACUUAAAUAAAAUAUAAUAAUUUAAAAAUAAU
This is a messenger RNA of Maniola jurtina (meadow brown), 6843 nucleotides long. RefSeq lists its product as uncharacterized. Gene Ontology annotation, molecular function: cysteine-type deubiquitinase activity. Lineage: Eukaryota; Metazoa; Arthropoda; Insecta; Lepidoptera; Nymphalidae. Gene Ontology annotation, biological process: protein deubiquitination. Bases 1575 to 6446 code for a protein of 1623 amino acids. The record is from RefSeq and is a predicted model, not a curated record. The transcript is spliced from 4 exons.